CGGAGGUAUGAGGGCUUCAUAUAUAAAGAAGAAAUCAGUCGGAAGGAAGUACAUUCGAGACUUGUAGCUCAGCUUGCAAUAAACAAUUUAUGAAAAUGUACAGCAGCGCAAGUGGUAUUUUGGUAAUUUCAAUUAUUGGCCAAAUUUAUUGCAUCACAAUUCACCAAUUUCCGGAGCUUCAACAGCACCAUGAACCUCUUCAUCAGCAUCACACCACGCCGCCGAUUCCGAUUUUGAAGCAGGAGUUCCAACAAAGCAAGGAAGGAUACAAGUUUAGCUUCGAAACGGCAAAUGGAAUUCAUGCUCACGAACAUGGAUUUUUAAAGAAUGCCGGCGAUAAGAAACACGAAUCUUUAGUUCAGCAUGGAUCUGUAACUUAUCAUGACGAACACGGCCAUCCAAUCACCCUCACUUACACAGCGGACGAGCACGGCUUCCAUCCCCAAGGUGCACACUUACCGACACCCCCGCCGAUUCCAGAAGAAUUACAAAAAAGUAUAGACCUACACCACCAGCAAUUCGCUGCACAAGCUCAUCAAGCACAACUCCACCCGAAUUACGGAGGUGAAGGUUUUGGGCAAGAAGCAUUACACGAGUAGUGCUCUCACAGUAUACCCUACU
Messenger RNA from Photinus pyralis (common eastern firefly), 621 nucleotides. Its product is annotated as endocuticle structural glycoprotein SgAbd-8-like. Bases 90 to 599 code for a protein of 169 amino acids. The record is from RefSeq and is a predicted model, not a curated record. Gene Ontology annotation, cellular component: chitin-based extracellular matrix. The transcript has 3 exons. NCBI's taxonomy places the organism in Eukaryota, Metazoa, Arthropoda, Insecta, Coleoptera, Lampyridae. Gene Ontology annotation, molecular function: structural constituent of chitin-based larval cuticle.